CCCCCCCAGUGCGAGGCGGGGCCGGGCCCUCCUGGCCCUUUAAGUCCCUUCCCCCGGCACCGCCCCUCUCCCAGGACGCUGACAUCAGCCCUCAAAUAGCCGCGCGGGCUGGGUGCGGCCCCAUCCCAUCGCUCUAGCUCCAGGCUGCCGCCAGCAGACACUGCAUCUUUGCCAUGGCAAACAGGGGACCAGCCUACGGACUCAGCUGGGAGGUUCAGCAGAGGAUCGACAAGCAGUACGACCCAGAGCUGGAGCAGAUCCUCACCCAGUGGAUCCUGGCACAGUGUGGGGGCAUCCAGCCACCUGAGCCCGGGAAAGAGAAAUUCCAGGAGUGGCUGAAAGAUGGCACAGUGCUCGGCAAACUCAUCAACAGCCUCUACCCAAAGGGCCAGGGGCCUGUCGCCAACACAGAGCCUUCAAACAAGGCCUUCAAGCAAAUGGAACAGAUCUCCCAGUUCCUGCGGGCUGCUGAGCAGUAUGGCAUUGCACCCACUGACAUCUUCCAGACUGUGGACCUCUGGGAAGGAAAGAACAUGGCCUGUGUGCAGAGGACCCUGAUGAACCUGGGGGGCUUGGCUGUCACGAAGCAAGAUGGGUUGUUCGUUGGAGAUCCCAACUGGUUCCCCAAGAAAUCCCAGGAGAACCGCCGCGACUUCUCUAAAGACAAGCUGAAGGAGGGUCAGAACGUGAUUGGGCUGCAGAUGGGCACCAACCGGGGUGCAUCACAAGCGGGCAUGACAGGCUAUGGGAUGCCACGCCAGAUCCUCUGAUCAGCCCAGCAUGGCAGCACUCCCUCUCCACCAUCUUCCCCCCUACCCCACCCCCAGGGUUUAAUAUAUUCGUCUACAGUCUAGAAAAUUGGGGAGUGAUGCCUUGAACACCCCCCACAAACCGCCACAUUGAAAUGGGCCAGGGCCUCAUGCCCUGACAGUCUGUAUUCAGAGCUCCCUAUCCCAGCACCAUGAACUCCCCCCCAGCUGUCUUACACCCUAGUUCUGUAGGGACCAAACAAAUUUCCAUAUGGACCAAAUGACUGUCUAGACUGACAUUGGGACCACUCAAGGCUGCCCCCUCCCACCCUGCCAUCAAAGCAAAGUGCCAAAGCUAUGGCUGCUAGCCAGAUCUCUCCUCCCUGGGGCUUGGGGCUCUGCCUGAAGCAGCAAACCCACUUCUUGCAUUCCAGGUACCCAGGCCAGUGGCUCUUGCUGAUCUGUCAAUAGUCUUAGGACCAAAAAUCUCCCUUGCAGGGCUCCGUCCACCUGUUCAGCUGUAAGACCUGCUAGCAACUGUCUUGUCUCUAAUCCCGCGCGUGUGCUGCAGAGCAGUCUGUAUUGUCUCCGAGUAACUCUCCUGUGCUAGUAACAAAACAUGUAACCUGAUGUCCCAGGCUCCCGUAGCUGGGAUGGAGGCAGAAUGCUGCCCAGCUGGGGCUGUGAAGAAAGGGCUGCAAUACCCUGCCCUGGUCCCCCUGGGGCUUGGGACAGGGCAUUGUCAGCCAGCUGGUCCAGGUCCUCCCUCCGGGUUAGGAGCAGCUAUAUGCUGUGCUCUCCCGGGUGGAGAAGCUAGGAAGUGCAUUGCAUCUUUGACACUGGGGCUAGCUCCAACACCAGGGGGCCCCAUUGCUCCUGGCUGACUUGUGGCUUGACCCUAACCCUAGCUGGUCCAGCAGUGCUGCAUGCCCAGCUCAGCAGCUAGGCUGUAGCUGUCACCUGUGCUCUGAUCACUCUGACUGGAAUGUAUCGCUGAGGUCACCAAUCAGAAUAAAGGUCACCCAAAUCUUGUUUAUA
Chelonia mydas (Green sea turtle) is the source of this 1787-nucleotide messenger RNA. It is a transcript of the gene TAGLN2, whose product is annotated as transgelin 2. NCBI's taxonomy places the organism in Eukaryota, Metazoa, Chordata, Testudines, Cheloniidae. The transcript has 5 exons. The record is from RefSeq and is a predicted model, not a curated record. Bases 174 to 770 code for a protein of 198 amino acids. Gene Ontology annotation, molecular function: protein binding.